Fusarium falciforme is the source of this 1446-nucleotide messenger RNA. RefSeq lists its product as hypothetical. Gene Ontology annotation, molecular function: chromate transmembrane transporter activity. The coding region runs from base 1 to 1446 and encodes 481 amino acids. The record is from RefSeq and is a predicted model, not a curated record. Gene Ontology annotation, biological process: chromate transport. The transcript is spliced from 4 exons. NCBI's taxonomy places the organism in Eukaryota, Fungi, Ascomycota, Sordariomycetes, Hypocreales, Nectriaceae.
AUGGCGGCUGAACUUACACCCUCGCAAUCAGUUGCGACCAAGUUGCACGACAAGAAAGUGGACGAAGAGUCUCAGAAGGUUGACUCUCUCCAGCCCGACUGCAGCGGACCCGCCUCUGACACACCUUGUUCCGAAGACGACCAGGGACUCGAGGAUAACUCCAACGUCCCCAAACUAUCGUAUCCGAAACUUUUCUGGUUCUUCUUCUACAACUUCGGCCUCUUUGCUUGGGGCGGACCGGUCGCGCAGAUUGCCCUGAUCAAAGAAAGGCUUGUGGUCCAGGACAAGUGGAUCACCCUCCCUCGCUUCCAGCGCGUCUUCUCCGUCUAUCAGAUCCUCCCCGGGCCUGAGGCUGCCGAAUUAUGUAUGUUCUUCGGUUGCUUGUCUGCGGGUAGGAUAGGUGGUAUUAUUGCGGGGAUGGCAUUCAUCCUGCCCGGGUUUGCUUUGAUGCUACUGGCUAGUUAUUUGUAUACCCUGGCUGGUUUUGAGAAUAAGUACUUCAAUGCUUCGUUUCGGGCUUUGCAGCCUAUCGUCGCGGCAAUGAUCUUAAGAGCAACUCACAAGAUAGCUGACCACUCCGUGAGAAAGCAUGGCACGAGGAAAAUUGACCCUUUUCUCGUGAUUGCAGCCAUCUGCACGGCGGUCAACGGCGCACUUCGCAUAAACAUUUUCAUCUCCCUUGGGCUCUACGGCAUAAUCUACACUUUCAUCGCUCGGCGCCUCUGGAUCCCUGCGGCCGCGCUCUUCAUCCUACAAUAUGUCGGUUACGCACUCUAUGUCGUCUUCCGCGGGGUGCCCUCACCCGUGUCGCUGGCCCUCGGUAUCGCUCAGACACCCUCGUUGAUCAACCUCUUCGUGCUAGGCCUCGUGGCCGGCACGCUCUCGUUCGGCGGCGCGUAUACGGCCAUCCCGUUUGUGCAGGUCGAGGCCGUCUUGAUGGGGGCGUGGCUCCCGCAGAGCGUGUUCAUCGAUGGCAUUGCCAUUGGGAAUAUCUUGCCGGCACCGCUGGUUAUUUUUGCAACGUUUGUGGGUUUUCAGGGCGCGUACUUGGAUGGGUCGAUUGGCAACGCGUUUGCGGGGGCGAUUAUUAUUACUCUGGGAAUGUUUUUCCCCUGUUUCCUGUUUACCAUUGCGGGGCAUGAGUUGUUGGAAAAGUUGGUUCGAAAUAAGUUCCUCGCCAGCUUCUUUGACGGCCUAUGCGGCUCGGUCAUUGGCGUCAUAGCAAUCAUCGCGGCGCAGAUUCUCAAGGCAAGUAUCGAGGGCUCUCUGGAAAGGGUGAAGGAUAAGCCAAUUGGUGAGGUGAUCGACACAACCGCUCAGGUCGGCCCGGCGGCGGUUCUGUACAUGCUUGCCCUGGCGGUUCUCUACAAGUUUACUAACAAGUACACUGCACUCUUACUAGUUAUCAUGGGUGCGGUCGCGGGUCAGUUUCUGUUUGUAGACUAG